Messenger RNA from Paramecium tetraurelia, 1743 nucleotides. RefSeq lists its product as uncharacterized. NCBI's taxonomy places the organism in Eukaryota, Ciliophora, Oligohymenophorea, Peniculida, Parameciidae. The transcript has 4 exons. The record is from RefSeq and is a predicted model, not a curated record.
AUGGGAAGUAGUGCUUCAUCUAGAAUAAAUGAGUUCUAAAAAAUAGAGGCCGAUCUUAAAUUGACCACUCUGCCUGAGUUGGAUAAACUUUUAAUUGUUGCCUAAGAUCUUCUUAAAUAUACUGAGUAACUUCGACAAAGGAUUGUAUCUUAUCAUGACUUAAUGAUGAGGAUAGUCAAAUUGCAGUCUUACAAAAAUGUCACUUUAGUUGAUGCCUUCAAAAUAUGGUAUUUGUGUGCUCUUGUGUGCAAUGAUUCAAAAGGGGACAGUGUUUAAUUCGAAUGCAAAAUUGAGAACUUUGAUUAGGAAUUCGCAUCGGAAAGUCUCAAGAAACUAAUGAAUUUUGUAUGGACUCUCAUUUAUAAGUAGGGCAGUGUAGUGGCGUUUGCAAUUGAAGACAAAUUCGUUUAGGAUGAGAAAGAGUAACUGAUAAUUUGUGAUACAGGAAUCUGCGGAGAUUUUAAAUUGCAAUUGUGGCCAUUCCUUUGCUCCUCAUUCUUAUGUUAUUUGAGAUCCGCUUACAGAUUGGCACCAUUUUUAGAAGAGAAAAUUAAUAGCCAAAUAAAUUUGAUCAGGAAAUACUUGGAUGUACACAAAGCAGAAAAGUUGACUAAAUCUAUCAAUUAACAAGCUUUGACUCGCCUAUGCGAACAUUUGAAAUAUUUUGGCCAACUUGUGGAUAGGUAUCAUUAAGAAGUCAAAACUUUCACCUCAAAAUACAAAUAAAUCAUGGUUGAAAUGCAUCCCUUGAGUUAGGAAGUGUUGAGGCAGGAAGGAAAUCAAAAUUACAUCUUUAAUGACGAAAGGACCAUCUUAAAAUCAAAAAUAUAAGACAUCGUGAGAAAAUAUGCGCCUGAGUAUGAACUCAAAGAAACUGCCUUAAUGUAAAAUGAAAUCAGAUUGAAACAGUAAAGAAGGAAAGUAAAACCAAAAACCAAGUUGGAAAGAAGAAGAACUGAAUAAGCUGCUCUUACAUUUCCAACCACUUAUCAUUGGGUGGGUCAUGAAUACUUCGACACCUUCUUUUCAGCAUAAUCAUUGACUUUGUCUGAAUUGGAGGAAUGUCGUGCUCAAGGAGAAGAGGCUAGAAAAAAGUUAUUUAAGAUCACUGGUGUCAAUUAAUGGAGAGACAAAACUAUUAAAAGUGUUUUUGAAUGUCUCACGUGGAUGUUGUCUGCUGAGUUGAAUAAAAAUCUUAAACAAUCAGAAUUGAAAUUACUUAAAGAGGAGCCUUGGAUUCAUUUCAUAGGAUAAAAAAAACACAAAUUUAAUGAUAUUUCUAGAGACAUAGUGACUCAUCUAAAAGUAUGGUUGAAAUAUUUCAGUCCAAUCAGAUAUUAAAGAAUUUGUAAUUAUUAUUAGGACUUUUUAAAAAGACAAAGGGAACUUCAAAAGAAUAAGUUUGAAUUUCACCAUUUAGUCAGAGAUCUCCCUCCAUAGAAUUAAUAUAAUGCACUUUCAAGCUUUACUAAAAACAUUAGAGUAAAUGAGACUUAUAUAAGUAAAAUUGAAAAGCUUUUUGAAAUGACAAUAGAAAGCAGUGGAAAAAUGGGGGAAGAAUUGUAUGAUAGUUGGUAGGAAAUCGUUGAUCAAGCUGAUUCAAUUAAAUAUUAAAUAGGAACUCCAUUCAAUGAAUUCAUUAAAGAAUUUAGACCGAAUACUUUGGCUGAAUUGGACCAAUUAUAAAAUAGAAAAGCAGAAAGAAAAUAAACUAAGUUAUCGAUUGCCUGUAUUGAAAUUUGA